AUGGCCGGCGCCGGCGCUGAGGGCUGCAGGCCCGGGCUCAGCUUCCGCUGCGCCCUGCUGGCGGCCUGCGCGCGCAAGAGCCGCUGGCGGGAGGCUUUGGAUCGCCUCGGGCACCUCCACGAGCCGCUGCUGCUCAAUGCGGCGGCCGCGGCAGCGGCCGGGGAACGCUGGCCUUUGGCCCUCGCGCUCGCCGACGGCGGCGCAGACCCUUCGGGCCGCAACGCAGCGGCUGCGGCGUGCGCGCGCCUGGGACUCUGGCAGCAGGCAUCUUGGCUGGUCGCUGAUGGCCUGGUGCCAGAUACCAUCGGUUACAGCGCGUGCUUCAGCGGUUUGGCCCAAAGAGAGGCCUGGCCGGAGGCCUUGCACCUUUCAAGCCUCAUCUUCGCGACAGGUGUCCGCUUGGACCCCAUCUGCGGGAACGCCUUCCUGGCGUCCCAAGCCUGGCAGCGGGCGCAGGCGUCGCUGCGGAAUCUGCAGGCGCAGAGGUGGCAGCCCAACACCAGCAGCGCCAGCACCAUCCUCAGCUGCCUCAGCGAGCGCUCGCUUUGGGAGAUGGCAUUGGUGCGGCUGCGCGGGGAGCACGGCCAAAGUGCCGUGAACGCAGGCAUCGACGCCUGCGACAAAGGAGGGGCCUGGCGCCGAGCCCGGAUGCUGCUGCAUUCGGGCCUGGAGGUGGACGUGGUGGGCUUUAGCAGCUGCCAGAGCGCACAGGGGAGCUCCGGAGACUGGCCGGGAGCUCUGUACCUGCUGCAGCAAGGCGCCACUUCGGCGCUGCGCGGCAACGCCGUGGGCCUCGGGGCCGCGCUGGGCGCCUGCCGGGAGCAGUGGCGCUGCGCGCUGCAGCUGCAGCGCUGGGCGCGGAGAAGGCUGGAGAUCGGCUUCGUGGCGCGGCUGGCGCUGCUCAGCGCCCUGGAGUGGGGCGGCAAGUGGCGGCGCGCCUUGGGCGCCUUUGGGGCGCUGGAGGUGGAAGCUGCCUUGGGGCCCGACGCGGCCCGGGCCGCCAACUGCGGCGUGGUGGCCUGCGGCCGCGCGGCGGCGUGGCCCUGGGCUUUGCGGGUGCUCCACGAGGUGGAGGCGCGGCGCUUGCCCGUGACAGCCAUCACCCAGCAAGCGGCGCUCUACGGCUGCGAGGCCGCCCUGCAGCCGGGGCCCGCGGUGCUCAUGCUGCAGGAGCUCAACGCCAUGCCCAACACUCUCAUGGCUGGAUUUUUCGCGCGCCAAAACACUGUGGCGUUGCGCUCGGCGAGUGGGCGAGUGGGGUGGGGGAAACUGCGCAGUUGA
Molecule: messenger RNA, 1281 nt
Organism: Effrenium voratum
Lineage: Eukaryota; Dinophyceae; Suessiales; Symbiodiniaceae
Source: the annotation of a GenBank genome assembly